AUGUCGUCGUCGGUCUGGAUCACAUCGACUUCGGCCGACUGGGUCACGGCCGACUCGCUGACGCAACGCAACCUCCAAGUCACGCAGGAUCUCUACGACUUGGCACACUCUGCAGGAAUCGACAUUGAGCCCAAGACCUUCUUCCUGAUCCUCGAGAUGAUCCGCAUGGGCAUCCCGACCUCGUCGAUCACCCAGCUCCUCAAGCAGAUCCACCGGGAGAAGCCCGAUCCCAGCCGCCGUUGA
Molecule: messenger RNA, 243 nt
Organism: Polychytrium aggregatum
Lineage: Eukaryota; Fungi; Chytridiomycota; Chytridiomycetes; Polychytriales
Exons: 3
Coding region: 1-243 (80 amino acids)
Source: RefSeq, a predicted model, not a curated record